AUGACCAACAUCAAAAGAACCCAGCGAGCCACUUUACCAAGUGAUAAAAAAGUGACUCUUGUUUUACCCUCUUCAAACUUGCCAUUUCUUCAUCUGAUCCCUGGCCUUUCUCCUUCGUUUUCUUCUAACACACAGACCUUCUUUUGGUUAAAAAAAUGGGGAUUAUUGGAGACAAAACAGCACGUGAAUUUCCACCUUCAUCUUCAUGCGUUUCACUUCCAUCAUCAUGAGAACAAGGAGCUCAAAGAUGUUCCAAAGGGCAGUCUGGCAAUCCUGGUGGGUCAAGGUGAAGAACAACAGAGGUUUGUGAUUCCUUUGAUGUAUAUUACCCACCCGCUGUUCAUGCAACUGUUGAAGGAAGCUGAGGAAGAGUAUGGAUUCGAUCAUGAAGGUCCCAUCACCAUCCCUUGCCAUGUCCAGGAGUUUCGCGAUGUUCAAGGAAUCAUCAACAAAGACCACCGUCACCAUCACCAUCAUCAUGUCUGGUGUUUUUAAUUAAUCAUCAAUUCUUGAAAUGUCAUCAUGCUGAUUUGUUUUAUGUUUUUUUUCUAGUGUUUUAAAGAAAGACAAUGAAUGAUGGGAUCAUUCUUUGUACAUAAAAUUCAUUUGUGAAUGUGAACAUAUUAUAAAGCAUUAA
Hibiscus syriacus is the source of this 637-nucleotide messenger RNA. RefSeq names its product auxin-responsive protein SAUR32-like. The record is from RefSeq and is a predicted model, not a curated record. Lineage: Eukaryota; Viridiplantae; Streptophyta; Magnoliopsida; Malvales; Malvaceae. Gene Ontology annotation, biological process: response to auxin. The transcript has 2 exons. Bases 1 to 495 code for a protein of 164 amino acids.